AUGACUGCACUCAGCCUCUUCCAGCUCCACUCCGACAACAUGGCCCCUACAGACAUGAACAUGAUGAGCAGGAUCAUCUUCUAUGAAGACAGGAACUUCCAGGGACGUUCCUAUGACUGCAGCAGUGACUGUGCCGAUUUGUCCUCCUACAUGAGCAGGUGUCACUCCUGCAGAGUGGAGAGAGGCUGUGUCAUGGUCUACGAUCGCACCAACUACAUGGGUAACCAGUACUUCAUGAGGAGGGGAGAGUACGCCGACUACAUGAGCAUGAUGGGAAUGAGCGAUGGCAUCAGGUCCUGCCGCAUGAUCCCUAUGUAUCAUGGCUCCUACAGAAUGAGGAUCUAUGAGAGGGAGAACUUUGGUGGCCAGAUGUAUGAGAUGAUGGACGACUGUGACAACAUCAUGGAUCGUUACCGUAUGUCCAGCUGCAUGUCCUGCCACGUGAUGGAUGGACACUGGCUGAUGUAUGAGCACCCCCACUAUAGAGGCAGGAUGAUGUACAUGAGGCCUGGAGAGUACAGGAACUUCAUGAACAUGGGCAUGAGCAACAUGAGGUUCAUGAGCAUGAGGCGCAUCAUGGACUCCUACUACUGAAACAUUUGAAGAUGCAAAGCAGAGAAACAUUAAAGAAUUCUUUGUUUCUUUAAAAUCUGUCAAGUUUUCUUAAGUUGUUGCACAAGAUCU
Cyprinodon variegatus (sheepshead minnow) is the source of this 684-nucleotide messenger RNA. Its product is annotated as gamma-crystallin M3-like. Gene Ontology annotation, molecular function: structural constituent of eye lens. The coding region runs from base 1 to 594 and encodes 197 amino acids. Gene Ontology annotation, biological process: visual perception; lens development in camera-type eye. The record is from RefSeq and is a predicted model, not a curated record. The transcript is spliced from 3 exons. NCBI's taxonomy places the organism in Eukaryota, Metazoa, Chordata, Actinopteri, Cyprinodontiformes, Cyprinodontidae.